Molecule: messenger RNA, 3246 nt
Organism: Xenopus laevis (African clawed frog)
Lineage: Eukaryota; Metazoa; Chordata; Amphibia; Anura; Pipidae
Gene: st6galnac6.L
Product: ST6 (alpha-N-acetyl-neuraminyl-2,3-beta-galactosyl-1,3)-N-acetylgalactosaminide alpha-2,6-sialyltransferase 6 L homeolog
Exons: 6
Coding region: 799-1743 (314 amino acids)
Source: RefSeq, a predicted model, not a curated record
GAGAGCGAUAGACCCUCUGCCAGGGGGAAGCAGCACAGACCCCUUUGCCUUGUCUCAUAUUGGCACUGUCUUGCAUGGCAAGGCCAUUUUCUUAAAUAGAGACCCUUAAAGCUAGAGUAAUAGGCAGAUCCUUGACAGAGAGUGGGAUAUUGAAGAGCAAAGAGGACAGAGAAAGGUAAACCUUCAGAGGGGGAGAGAGUGGGUGGGUGCAGGAGCCUGGGAUUGAAAGGACCAUGGUGUGGGUGGGAGACAGAGACCUUCAGGCUGUAGGGAAGCUGCAAUUACAAUAGAUAGAGAGAGGGCUGCACCGGGGGUCUGCUGGGGGGAAGGAAAGCCCAAGCACUAGCACUGGCUCCCAGUCUGUAGAAGAAAGUGCUGGGGAAACAGAUGCUGGGUCCUGCCUUGGGAGGAAAAAAGGCACCAAGCUUUGGAGAAGAGAACUACCCUGACAGCAAGAGAGGAGGCCUGAAAUCCCAGCUAAAGGAAGGACCCCAUAUCGGUCAGUGUCUGCUUCCCUUGGCCUUGACACGUGUGCGGAACAAGGAAAUGAAUGAAGAGUGGUAGGAAGAAGCCGGCGUGGGAUAUGUCUAACACCACAGUAAUUGCACAGCAUGUUUCAUCCUCUCUAAGUGAAAGACCAUCUUCCUCCCCAAUAUACAUUCCCUAUCAUUUGCUACAUUUGUACAUGAAUGCCUUUCCUUGGUUUGCCUUGCUACAUCCUCUGGCCCGAUCCUGUUGCUGGAUUAAGUCUCCCAGCAUCCUCUGCUUCUGUCUGAAGAACCUGGAUGGAAGUUGGACAUGAGGACCCUUAUGCUGCCAAAAAUUAAACUGAUAGCCACGGGCCGCACAGCAGCACUUAUACUGAUUUUUGCCUUGGUCACCUUUCUCAUCAUACUGACUUCCAACAACAGCGAGGAACCGUUCAACUACAGGGAGCUGAAGCUCAAACACACCAACCCUCCCAAUAUCAGGAAAUGGCUACUGCAAGACGGUUACAUCUCAGUGUCUGGCAACAAGACACUACACUCCAAGUGCAACAGCUGCGUCAUCGUCACCAGUUCCAGCCACCUACUCAACACUCACCUGGGCUCAAAGAUCAACCGGGCAGAAUGCAUUAUUCGCAUGAAUGAUGCCCCAACCACUGGUUAUGAAAAGGACGUGGGGAACAAGACUACGUUCCGCGUGGUGGCUCAUUCCAGUGUAUACAGGGUUCUUCGAAGGCCGCAAGAGUUCUUAAGUCGUUUUCCAGGGCAAUCUCUUAUCUUUUGGGGCCCUCCUAACAAGAUGCAGCAGGGUAGCAAGACCAAUCUGUAUCACAUCAUCCAACGUGCCAGCCUGGCUUUCCCCAAUGUGUCUGCCUUUGUCGUUUCCCCAAGAAACAUGGGGAGAUUUGAUGAGCUGUUCCGGGCAGAGACAGGGAGGGACCGACAGAAGUCUCACUCCUGGCUGAGUACAGGCUGGUUUACCAUGGUGAUAGCAGUGGAGCUGUGCAACAAUGUACACGUGUAUGGCAUGGUGCCCCCAGACUACUGCAGUAAACGCCAGAAGAAGAUGCCGUAUCAUUAUUACGAACCAAAAAGCCCAGACGAGUGCAUCACGUACAUUCAGAACGAGCGAGGCCGCCGAGGAAAUCACCACCGGUUUAUCACAGAGAAAUUAGUGUUUGCCCGCUGGGCACCUGUAUACAACAUCACUUUCUCUUACCCGGAAUGGUUUGAUGAUGAAGAGACUGAAUCUAUUUAACCAUGUCCCAAGUGGGAUAUUUUACCCCCGUGUCUCUUCUGCUCACACCUUCACUGGUUUUUCUCUGUGUUGUUUGGUGUUGGGUGCUGUCCAGAUAGAAUAGAAGCUGGAGCCGUGGAUAACAUGAAACCCAAUGAAAGAGCCAUAGAAACAUCCGGUUGUGGGUUCCUUAUAGUUUCUCACUGGUUUAACCUGGGAAGAAACCAGCUGUCGUAAAUACACCAGCAGUAGCUCAAGGGUCCCGGGACUCUGCUUUAGCUGCUUGCAUUAUCCUUGGUCCAAAAGAUAGGAGGAGGGAAAUCAAGGUUUGUUCAGGUGAUUAUAUCACGUGACAAAAUGCUAUAUAUUUAUUUUGUUUGUGUGUUACCAACUUAAAUUUACAUUUAUAUGAUUUGGUCCUUUAAAGAAAGAAAGCAACCAAGUUGUAGGCAGUGAAAUACACAUAGGGCACCAAGAUGUCAACAUCUUGGACCUCCAACUCUACUAACCCUAUUGACUGAAGGUGCACAACUGUCGUACAGCCUGUGGCUCGUCCCAAAAGAGAGCACAGCAAUGUUCUGUCCUGCAUUGGACACAGAAAGAUAAGCACAGGCUGUCUGGCAGAAAGCAGCUGCCCAAUUGUGUUUGACUGUGAACAUUCUGAUGGCACUACAAAGAGAAGGUUGGGAGAAGCAAAGAUGGACACAUGAUAGAAGAUAGUGUUGGCCGGGAUGAAUAAAGUUUUGACGUUCAUGUGAAAAGUGAAUGUCAAAGGAGAACUAGUGCUGAGCGGAAAGCAAAAUUGAUACAAGAGACAGCAAGAGAGGAAUGGCUUUGGGUGGUGGAUAUCUGUAAUCUUUCAUGAAGUUGCCUCUGGUGUUGUCCACUGACUUGUUCCUCCCAUUUCCCCACUGAAGUCUUGUAUUGCGUACAAGGUCUCCAUACGUGCAUUACUUUACUAUAUCAAAUACUCUCCUCCCAUUUAUAUUUUACAUUGUUAUGAUACAAAAAAGACCCCCCAGACAAAAGCCAAGCAUAAUGGCUGUACCAAGUGGCUUAUUUUCAUGUGUUCCCUUAUGGAAAGGCAAUUACGGAUACUGCAAAAUUAUUUAUUUUUCUUACCCUUUUAACCUGAUCAUGUAAAAAAAAAAAAAAAACGUCCAGGCGAUCCAGAGGAGACUGCCCCGAAUGCUUCAUGUGUAUGCAUGAUAUCUGAAAUCGUAGGUAGUUCCAUUGAUAAUGAAUGGAAAUUAUGUUUGCACAUUUCAUGUUCGGAGCUUGAGUAUUAAUUCAGGGAAUGUCAGGGAAAAGCUUUACUUAAGCUUACUGAGAAACUGCACAGUGAAGACCCCCAAACAGCGGAAGGGGCACUACAAGACCAUGCAAUGCUUUGUACAAACGUGGAACCAACGACGCCCAAACAGAGAGAACAUUAUUUUUCUUGUCGUGGGUUUGUGGGAGGAUCCAUGAAAUGUUAGAUUUGAAAAGAUAAAAAAUAAAUAAAUCUAAUUUUAAUACAUCAAA